GUUUUACGGUUCACUGCACACUCCAGCACCAAAGUCAUUCUCUGCCUCUCGUCACAUAGUUCCCCAUGAAGACCCUGGUGAUGCUUAUCCUGGCAUGGCCACUGGCUCUUCUUUACCUUGGGCUACAUGCACAGUGCGAGCAGCCUGUCAAUUGCCAGUGGGGAUCUUACGGAGACUGGUCGGAGUGUGAUGGCUGCACCGGGAUGCAGACACGGACGCGACCCGUCCAGGUAUAUGCCCAGUUUGGAGGCAUCCCCUGUUCAGGAGAGCCCACCCAGAAGCAAAGUUGCACCACCAAGAGAGGCUGCCCCUUGGAGGCAGGCUGUGGAGAGAGAUUCCGCUGCUCCUCAGGGCAGUGCAUCAGUCAAAACCUUGUCUGCAACGGGGACCAGGACUGUGAGGAGGAUGGUUCUGAUGAGCAGCAGUGCGCAGAGUCCACCAUCGCCAGUGUGUGUGACAAGCAGCAGAUCCCUCCCAAUACAGAACUCACUGGAAAAGGGUUUGAUGUUUUGAAAGGCCAGCUAAGGGGCAAUGUGAUUAACACAAAGAGCUUUGGCGGCCAGUGCAGGAAGGUGUUCAGCGGAGACCUGCGGUCUUUCUACAGGCUGCCCAGGAGCCUCCUUGGGUACACCUCCCAGGUGAGCACCCAGAAUGAUUUCAGUGAUGAAUUUUACAACAGCUCGUGGUCCUACGUUAAGGACAUCGACAACAGACAGACCUCGGACCGUGGGCACCAUUAUUAUACAUUUCAUGACGAACUGUUCAAUACCAAGACCUACAGGCUGUUGGUGAUCAAGAAUCAGGUGGAGGUGGCUCAGUUCCAGAACAGUCCCCCUGAGUAUCUCGCUUUGUCUGAGGACUUCUGGAAGGCACUGGCCUCACUACCAACUGUGUACGACUAUGCUGCAUACCGGGGGCUUAUUGAAGACUAUGGGACCCAUUUCCUGUCCGAAGGCUCGCUCGGGGGCAGCUACCAGGCACUGCUGUACAUUGAUGCAGAGACCAUGGAAAAAAUGACUUCCAGCAGCACCGAUUUCCAUGAGUGUGUGACCACGACCUUCCGGUUCCUGUUCAUCAGAUGGAGCACGACCAAAUGCCGGUCUUUCAUAAACUCCCUGUAACAAAGCCAAGGUUUCAGAAAAGACCAGAGAAAUGCAUACAGCCCCAUCAUUGGAGGAGACCCUGCUUACAUUGCUGGCCUCAGUUACCUUGAUGUGCAGAACCCCGAUGCGAACUGGAACAUGUAUACCAAGUGGGCAGGCUCUGUGAAGGAUUUCCCCACAGUCAUCAAGCAGAAGCUGAGGCCGCUAUACGAGCUGGUGAAAGAGGUCCCAUGUGCAGCCUUGAAGAAGCUCCACCUGAAGAGGGCCAUGGAGCAAUACCUGGCCGAGGAGCACUCCUGUCGCUGCCAGCCCUGCCGCAACAACGGGCAGCCCUUGCUUCGGGGCUCCACCUGCACCUGCGUGUGCAGGCCGGGAACCUCGGGUUCUGCCUGUGAACAUGGGACCCCAACGGAUGAUCAGCCAGGUGUGAUUCAUGGAAGCUGGACCUGCUGGUCUCCCUGGAGCUCCUGCUCUCAGGGUCAGAGGUCAAGAACACGCAUCUGCAGCAAUCCUUACCCCACAGCAGGAGGCAAACACUGCGAUGGGGCGGCUGUAGAUCACAUGGCCUGUGACGAUGGGCUGGAACACUUGCGUGCAAUGGAGCCUCAUUGCUUUGAUCCAUCACUGUCACAGUCAAAGUCCUGUAAGACUCCACCACCCUUGCGAAAUGGGUUUGUCAUGGAUCCAAAAGACGUCUACCCGGUUGGAAGUAAAAUUGUGUAUGCCUGCAUAGAGGGAUUCCACCUGGCUGGAGCUGAGAUUUUAGAAUGUGACGAAGAUCUGACAUGGACCCAUCAGCUAAUGGAAUGCAAGAGUACAGUGUGUGGCCCUCCGGCUCUUCCGCAUGAUGUCACGGGUAAUCCCUGGAACCUGACCUAUGAGAUUGGAGAGACAAUAGUGCUGUCCUGUGCUCCAGGAAAACAGCUGGAGGGCACCUCUGAGAUCCAGUGUGAUUCCAGCCUAAACUGGUCGCCACAGCUGGAUGUGAAGUGUAGCACGUUUCCAGAAAAACUUGCAAAAUCAAAUGUGCAAUGCAAACCAUGGGAGAAGCUUGCAGAUGAGAGAUGUGUCUGCAGAAUGCCCUACGAAUGCAAGUCAUCUUUAGAAGUCUGUGCAACGAACCAGGAUCGAGGCCAGACGAGUCUACUGACCGUUUGUCGAGUUCGCGCCCUGGAGUGCCUGGGCCGGCGCUAUGCCCUGGCUGAGGACAGUGCCUGCAUCUGGCCAGAGAAGAAAGCAGCGCUCUGUCCUGCGUGUCGGAUCUGGGAGAGAUGUGAUGAGCAAACCGACGUAUGUGUGUGUCGGAAUCCUGAGGAAUGCACGGAGCCGGGAUCCCGCGUGUGUGCCAGAGUGGGAGAAGACAAAUCUGCUGCUCCCGUGACAAUGACGGAAUGCGAGGCUGGACUCAGGAGAUGCAGAGGGGAGCAGGUCACUGUUGUGGACCUUCAGCCCUGUGAGUCUUGAAGAAAAAAACUGAUCAUACUGUAUACUGUACUGUUCUUUAGCUUCACAUACCUGAUUUAUAAACUUGUAUCUGGCCCUAUUAAACA
Messenger RNA from Scleropages formosus (Asian bonytongue), 2653 nucleotides. RefSeq names its product complement component 7a (gene c7a). The record is from RefSeq and is a predicted model, not a curated record. Gene Ontology annotation, biological process: complement activation. NCBI's taxonomy places the organism in Eukaryota, Metazoa, Chordata, Actinopteri, Osteoglossiformes, Osteoglossidae. Gene Ontology annotation, cellular component: membrane attack complex. The transcript is spliced from 18 exons. Gene Ontology annotation, molecular function: protein binding.